This is a messenger RNA of Salvia hispanica, 727 nucleotides long. Lineage: Eukaryota; Viridiplantae; Streptophyta; Magnoliopsida; Lamiales; Lamiaceae. The record is from RefSeq and is a predicted model, not a curated record.
AACUUCCUCGGGUUCUCUCUCUCCAAUUUCCUCACCUCCCUUCAUUUAAACUCCCCCCCUUUUCCAUAAGAAACAUCACAAAAUCCCCCUUUUUUAUCUCUCAAUAAUCAAUUCCAUCUUUCUUCCCCACACCAAAAAAAAGAUCAAAAAAGAGUGAAUCCCUUUUCCCAUUUCCGCACAUAACAUACAUACAACCCAUCAAAAUUCGAUCUUUUCAAAUGGGUGUUCCCGAAAAGCUUCAUUCCAUAGAUAGUGGAGCUGUGGAUUCCGAAAAAUGGGUUCUUUCCGCCGGAAUCGCUCUCAGAAAGCCGGUUUUCACCAAACCGGCGGAGAAAACCGACUCCGACGAGGAUUUGCCGACGACUCCGACGUACGCCGAGUCGAGAAUGCCGGCGAGAUUGCUCUGCCCGCCGCCGCCAAAGAAGCGAAAGCCGGCGCCGGCGAGAUCAUGCCACUACGGUGGAGUGAGAGAGUUUUUCAACCCUCCUGAUUUGGAGACUAUCUUCAUACAAAGAGUUGAGGGUGCCUAAUUAAAUAAAUUUAGUGGGAGCUUUCUUAAUCUAAUUUUUAGGUCUUUGUAAUGGAUAUUUUAUUUUCCUAUGUAAGAAGAAGUGUAAGAUGUGAAAGGGCAAUCUAACUAGGUUAUUACCACUCAUGACUUGUUUGCCACAAUCAUUGUAUCGAUGUUGGCCUUUUGGUUUAUUGAAAUUGAUGAUGGGAUUUCGAA